Messenger RNA from Echinops telfairi (small Madagascar hedgehog), 5299 nucleotides. It is a transcript of the gene VCL, whose product is annotated as vinculin. NCBI's taxonomy places the organism in Eukaryota, Metazoa, Chordata, Mammalia, Afrosoricida, Tenrecidae. The record is from RefSeq and is a predicted model, not a curated record. Gene Ontology annotation, molecular function: structural molecule activity; actin filament binding. Gene Ontology annotation, cellular component: actin cytoskeleton. The transcript has 22 exons. Gene Ontology annotation, biological process: cell adhesion. Bases 76 to 3483 code for a protein of 1135 amino acids.
GGCUCUGCCUUUUCUCGCCGCAGCCCACCUCCAGUUUUCUGUGGCCCGCGGUCCGCCGCCCCGCUAGCCGCCGCGAUGCCGGUGUUUCAUACGCGCACGAUCGAGAGCAUUCUGGAGCCGGUGGCGCAGCAGAUCUCGCACCUGGUGAUCAUGCACGAGGAAGGCGAGGUGGACGGCAAAGCCAUUCCUGACCUCACCGCUCCCGUGGCCGCGGUACAGGCGGCCGUCAGCAACCUGGUCCGGGUUGGAAAAGAGACUGUCCAAACUACCGAGGACCAGAUUUUGAAGAGAGACAUGCCACCAGCAUUUAUUAAGGUUGAGAAUGCUUGCACCAAACUUGUUCAGGCAGCCCAGCUGCUGCAGGCAGACCCCUACUCAGUGCCAGCUCGGGAUUACCUAAUCGAUGGAUCAAGAGGCAUCCUCUCCGGCACAUCAGACCUGCUCCUGACCUUUGAUGAGGCUGAGGUUCGUAAAAUUAUUAGAGUUUGCAAAGGCAUUUUGGAAUAUCUUACAGUGGCAGAAGUGGUGGAAACUAUGGAAGAUUUGGUCACUUACACAAAGAAUCUUGGACCAGGAAUGACAAAGAUGGCCAAAAUGAUUGAUGAGAGACAACAGGAGCUCACUCACCAGGAGCACCGAGUGAUGCUGGUGAACUCAAUGAACACCGUCAAAGAAUUGCUGCCUGUUCUCAUUUCAGCUAUGAAAAUUUUCGUAACAACUAAAAACUCAAAAAACCAAGGAAUAGAAGAAGCUUUGAAAAAUCGCAAUUUUACUGUCGAAAAGAUGAGUGCCGAAAUUAACGAGAUCAUUCGCGUGCUGCAACUCACUUCUUGGGAUGAGGAUGCCUGGGCCAGCAGGAAGGACACGGAAGCCAUGAAGCGAGCAUUGGCCUCCAUAGACUCCAAACUGAACCAGGCCAAAGGCUGGCUGCGGGACCCCAGUGCCUCUCCAGGAGAUGCUGGUGAGCAGGCCAUCAGACAGAUCUUAGAUGAAGCUGGGAAAGUCGGUGAACUGUGUGCCGGCAAAGAGCGCCGAGAGAUCCUGGGCACCUGCAAAAUGCUAGGGCAGAUGACCGAUCAGGUGGCCGACCUCCGAGCCAGAGGACAAGGCUCGUCGCCAGUGGCCAUGCAGAAAGCCCAGCAAGUGUCGCAGGGUCUGGAUGUGCUCACAGCGAAAGUGGAAAACGCAGCCCGUAAGCUGGAAGCGAUGACCGACUCGAAGCAGAGCAUCGCCAAGAAGAUGGAUGCUGCGCAGAAUUGGCUUGCAGAUCCAAAUGGUGGACCCGAAGGAGAAGAACAAAUCCGAGGGGCUUUGACUGAAGCCCGGAAAAUAGCAGAAUUGUGUGAUGAUCCUAAAGAAAGAGAUGACAUUUUGCGUUCCCUGGGAGAAAUCGCUGCCCUGACUUCGAAAUUGGCGGAUCUACGAAGACAAGGGAAAGGAGAUUCCCCGGAGGCCCGGGCACUGGCCAAACAAGUGGCCACGGCCCUGCAGAACCUGCAGACCAAAACCAAUAGGGCUGUGGCCAACAGCAGACCCACCAAAGCAGCUGUCCACCUGGAGGGCAAGAUUGAGCAAGCCCAGCGGUGGAUUGAUAAUCCCACAGUGGACGACCGGGGCGUAGGUCAGGCUGCCAUCCGGGGACUUGUGGCCGAAGGGCAUCGUCUAGCUAAUGUCAUGAUGGGGCCCUAUCGUCAAGAUCUCCUUGCAAAGUGUGAUCGAGUGGACCAGUUGACAGCCCAGCUGACUGACCUGGCUGCCAGAGGGGAAGGGGACAGUCCUCAGGCGAGAGCACUUGCGUCUCAGCUCCAAGAUUCCUUAAAGGAUCUGAAAGCCCAGAUGCAGGAGGCCAUGACCCAGGAGGUUUCGGACGUCUUCAGUGAUACCACAACGCCCAUCAAGCUGUUGGCCGUGGCAGCCACUGCCCCUCCUGAUGCACCUAAUAGGGAAGAGGUAUUUGAUGAGAGGGCAGCUAACUUUGAAAAUCAUUCCGGAAGGCUUGGUGCCACUGCAGAGAAGGCGGCUGCUGUUGGAACUGCCAACAAAUCCACCGUGGAGGGCAUCCAGGCGUCCGUGAAGACGGCCCGCGAGCUCACACCUCAGGUUGUCUUGGCCGCACGCAUCUUACUUCGGAAUCCUGGAAAUCAAGCAGCUAGUGAACAUUUUGAGACUAUGAAGAACCAAUGGAUUGAUAAUGUUGAAAAAAUGACAGGGCUGGUGGACGAAGCCAUCGAUACCAAAUCUCUGUUGGAUGCUUCGGAAGAAGCCAUUAAAAAAGACCUGGACAAGUGUAAAGUGGCCAUGGCAAACAUUCAGCCGCAGAUGCUGGUCGCUGGAGCAACCAGCAUUGCUCGUCGGGCCAACCGGAUCCUGCUGGUGGCCAAGAGGGAGGUGGAGAACUCCGAGGAUCCCAAGUUCCGUGAGGCUGUGAAAGCAGCCUCCGAUGAACUGAGCAAGACCAUCUCUCCGAUGGUGAUGGAUGCAAAGGCCGUGGCGGGCAACAUUUCUGACCCUGGCCUGCAAAAGAGCUUCCUGGACUCGGGAUAUCGGAUCCUGGGAGCUGUAGCCAAGGUCAGAGAAGCUUUCCAACCUCAGGAGCCUGACUUCCCGCCUCCUCCCCCAGACCUUGAACAGCUACAGCUAACAGAUGAACUUGCGCCUCCCAAACCACCUCUACCUGAAGGUGAGGUCCCUCCGCCUAGGCCCCCACCACCAGAGGAGAAGGAUGAAGAAUUCCCUGAGCAGAAAGCAGGGGAGGUGAUUAACCAGCCAAUGAUGAUGGCUGCCAGGCAGCUCCAUGAUGAAGCUCGCAAAUGGUCCAGCAAGCUGGGGAACCCAGCCGCAGAGGUGGGUAUAGGUGUUGUAACUGAGGCAGAUGCUGCUGAUGCCGCUGGGUUCCCUAUCCCCUCUGACAUGGAAGACGAUUACGAACCCGAGCUGCUGGUAAUGCCAUCCAAUCAGCCAGUCAACCAGCCCAUUCUGGCCGCGGCUCAGUCAUUGCACCGAGAAGCUACCAAGUGGUCUAGUAAGGGCAAUGACAUCAUUGCAGCAGCCAAGCGCAUGGCCCUGCUGAUGGCUGAAAUGUCUCGUCUGGUAAGAGGGGGCAGUGGCACCAAACGGGCACUGAUCCAAUGUGCCAAGGACAUUGCCAAGGCAUCAGAUGAGGUGACUCGGCUGGCCAAGGAGGUUGCCAAGCAGUGCACAGAUAAGCGGAUUAGAACCAACCUCUUACAGGUGUGUGAGCGAAUCCCAACUAUAAGUACCCAGCUCAAAAUCCUGUCCACAGUGAAGGCCACUAUGCUGGGCCGGACCAACAUUAGCGAUGAGGAGUCUGAGCAGGCCACAGAGAUGCUGGUUCACAAUGCCCAGAACCUCAUGCAGUCUGUGAAGGAGACUGUGCGAGAGGCAGAAGCAGCUUCAAUCAAAAUUCGAACAGAUGCUGGAUUUACCCUGCGCUGGGUUAGAAAGACUCCCUGGUAUCAGUAGAUCUCAGGCCAAAUUUGUGGUACAGAAACUCGUAGUAAACACACGGAAAAUUAUCUAAUCCCAGCAGUCAUCCAGAAAGGGAUUACACUUUUGUCACGGAGGACAUCUUCAAACUGUCUCCAUAGACAGCCUGUAUUCUUAAACACAGUUUUAUUUGUGCACUCUGUCCCAACAGGCCGACUGGGUUUCUUAGUCAUUGGGACUUCACAUAAGCUCAGAAUCUAAGGCGCGAACACUCACUCUUCUCUGCCCGUCCUCUAGGGGGCUGUUCCCUCAGAGAAACCUCUCUGCUUCCUAUUCCCUGCCUCCAUUUCCCUCUUGAGGGCACCUAAAACUCAGGCCCCCUGGCAAGUCAGUUAAAAAGGAAAUCACUGUGCCUCCAAAAAUGUUUUGGGCUUUCCACAUUGCCACUAAACCCGACUACCUUCCUUGGGCAGUAUUACAUGUGUCAUUUCCAAAAAUGAGCCUCCUUGCAGCAGGGGAGGUAGCCUCUGGGGAUCUCCAGUACAUGAGGCCUGGAUUUAUUUUCUGCCCUUCCCCAAUUUAACCCUUCUGGUUUCCAACUGUACAAAACCGAAUUUCAUUGUCAGGAGGAAACCAUAUGAUUGUCUUCAACAUGCCCCAGGGCACUAUCUGUUCUAGAGAAAUCCCUGCCGUGGCCUACUAAGGUGGUCACUGCAGAACACACUGUGUGUCCUGGUGCUGUCUCCCACCGAAGGGGCAGAGUGGCUAGGGGGUGGCUUUGCCCAUCCUCAGUGGGGCACUCCUGGGUGCUCCACACCUUCACUGCCUGCAGUCUGUGCUGAGGCCUUAUCUACAUCCUACGCUCUCCUUUCUGAGCUGAAAUGCUGCAUUUAAUUUUAACAAAUCAUGUUUCCUAUCCUUUAGUCUUUUCCCCUCACCAGUUCUUAAACGAGAUUUUAAAGGUAUGUAGGUGUUUGCUCAUCUGUAAUUUUGAAAGAUUCGUUUUAUCAUUUUGAAAUUGUCCCAACAAUUGGUGCUUACCUUUUAAGAGUGUUUAAUGGAGGGUCUAAGGGGGAGCAGAUGCUGCAGAUCAAAUGCUGGCACUGCUAGAUUUACACGAUGAACCACUGGGGAGAACUCCUGCAAUUCCUACUUCCUUUCAACUAUAACUAACCCCCUUCCAUCUCCUGUCCAAGUCUGGUUGGUUGAGAGAUUAAAGGGUAUAAUGUUUAAUUAUAGCCAUAAGUUUCCUAUGUGGUAAAACGAGAAAUCAUUUUUCUUUCUUUUUUUGUACUUACCACUGCUAUGCAUUUCCCAGCACAUGAAAGGAUGUUAUUGGAAGCUUCCCAAAGCCAGAACCCGAGUAAGAGAACCCUUUAGCCUGAAUGUCCUUCCCUCCUGCCCCCAAUGUGUAUUAGAGCCCAAUAUCAAACGUGUAAAACUUGUCUUAUGAUGGUCCUGAACGCUCAAGACUUCUGAACGUUAGUUUCAAGGUUCUCAGCAUAGUUGUAUAGUUGCUUAACUGGUAUAAAUGCAAUAUGAAUGCCUUUAAGUAUGAAUCUAUGCCAAAGAUCACCUUUUGUUUUACUAAAGAUGACUUAGAGGAAAUAUCAGAUGUCUCCCAGUUCUUCCAGGGUCUCGAGCCACUGGUUUGCACUUUAUGCCGGAUGUGCUCUUUUGCAAUAUUAGUGCUCAAGAUACAUUGAAACAAAGGAAAAAAACAAAUUAAAUCCCUGAAUGAUUAGCUAUGUCACCCCUAAAAGAUUACAUUUAUAAACUACAGUUUGUUAUAUGCAAAUAUUUUCAGCCUCUUUUGUUCUGUUUGAAACAAUAAAGUGCAUUUGUAUAAAUA